UCGCUUUGCUCCACGGAGCUGUCCGGUUGGGCGGUGAUUUUGUUUCCAAACCGCUAGAUAAACCCCUGGUCUGUCACGUCCUGCCUUGGGUCUUAAAACAUGCGCAUCCUUUUUUAUACUUCACACUUCUGAUGCUCUUUGACACUACGAAACUGAUAAUGUUUGUAUUUGUGUACUUAGUCCAAUUUGUUAUAUAUUAGAGCCCAUUUAGAGUAGAGUUUAUAAAAAGAAACAAAUAUUUAAGAUCAACUUUUGCAAACUCGUUUUUCUUGAGAGAGCAUCAUCUUGAGUCGGAAUAUCUUUGCGCUCUCGGGUGACACGCCCACUCCGUGCCGGGCAUGCGCAGUGAGUCAGGAGUAGCGGCGAGUGAAGGAACCAUGGCGUCCUCGGCUGCCCGGUGCUCCUCACGCUGGAUUACAGUCUUCGUGUCCUCUGGACAACGCAAGGCCGUCGGUGCUGUCGUCUGCGGAGGCCAUGGAGGGGUCCGCAGUAUAUCUACCCUGGGAGGGGAAAAACUGUGUCGGGGAGGGAACCUGACGUGUGGUGGAGCAGGGAAAGCGUUGACAUUGAGAGGGCUGUCAGGCAUCAAAUCUCCACAUGCUGCCUCCAGGCUGUCCUUUCACACAAGUGCCGCUGCUCGUAGCAAGCAGGACUUCUACCAGAUCCUCGGCGUUCCUCGCACAGCCACCCAGAAAGAGGUCAAGAAGGCCUACUACCAGAUGGCCAAAAAGUAUCACCCUGACACCAACAAAGAAGACCCACAAGCCAAGGAAAAAUUUGCUCAGCUGGCCGAAGCUUACGAGGUGCUGAGUGAUGAAGGAAAGAGGAAGCAGUACGACGCUUACGGCUCAACGGGCUUUGACGGCGGUCAGGCGGGCGGAGGGCAGCGCUACUGGUCUGGACACACCAGCAACGUGGACCCCGAGGAGCUCUUCCGCAAGAUCUUUGGGGAGUUCUCUGGAGGCCGUGGCUUUGGAGACUUCAAUGCCAUAUUUGAGCAGCCACAGGAGUACAUCAUGGAGCUGACCUUCACUCAGGCAGCGAAGGGAGUCAACAAAGAGUUUUCCGUGAACACAGAGGCCGCCUGCCAGCGCUGCGACGGUAAAGGCAAUGAGCCGGGCACCAAAGUCCAGCACUGCAGCACCUGCAACGGCUCCGGCAUGGAGACGGUGAACACGGGCCCGUUUGUGAUGCGCUCCACGUGUCGUCGCUGCGGUGGCAAAGGCACCGUCAUCGCCACUCCCUGUGUCUCCUGUCGUGGGGCGGGACAGACCAAGCAGAAGAAGACUGUGAUGGUUCCCGUGCCCGCAGGCGUGGAGGAUGGUCAGACAGUCAGAAUGCCAGUUGGUAAGAAGGAGGUCUUCAUCACGUUUAGGGUCCAAAAGAGUCCCGUGUUCAGGAGGGACGGUGCGGACAUCCACUCCGACCUGUUUGUCUCGGUGGCACAAGCGAUCCUGGGCGGCACGGCCCGAGCACAGGGCCUUUAUGAAACCGUUAACUUAUCAAUAGCUGCAGGCAUCCAGACAGACCAGAGGAUUCGUCUGUCAGGGAAGGGAAUCGCCCGAAUCACUGGCUAUGGCUUCGGAGACCAUUAUGUCCAUGUCAAAAUAAAAGUACCCAAGAUGCUGACAGACAGACAGAGAGCUCUGCUAACGAGCUAUGCCGAGGACGAGACGGAAGUAGAAGGGACGGUCAACGGUGUCACUACCACCACCACAGGUGGGGGCAGCAGUGGUAAGCGGUCUGAGGCAGGGCAAAGCAGGCAUGAUGGGGGCUUCUUUUCCAAAUUAAAGAAAUUGUUUAGCUCUUCCUGACAGCCACAAACCAGGUAAAAGGUCCACGUGGAACUGAGAAACGUCCUCCGUAGAUCAGAGGGCAGCAGGGAGGACGGGGUAAGGCCAGCACAGCCACAUCAUAAAGGGACUAAAGGGACGGGUGGUUGAGGAGCAUCGUGUGUUGGACGAGGCCUACAAAGGUUGUGGAUGGACCUACCUACCUACCUACCUCCCCACCCAGCCCUACGGUGAAUGAGCCGGAGGACCACCCGCUCUGUUUAUUUUUGCCAAAGUGAAUCCACACACACGAGAGGAUCUUCCUGUGCACCAUUCACCUCUCCAGUGAGAUGUCCGUUGUGCUCAUUUGGGUCGCGCAGCAUUCGGGCGCUGUUGGUUUUCUGUUAAUUCCCUUAAAAAGAAACGUGAUGGCAUAAUUCAUGUGCACAGAAAUUAAUUAUUGUAUUGAAAAAGACUUAUGUGUUAUUAAAUGAACUUCCUCUUGUUCAUUCUUUUGUUCUGUAUGCUUUUGUUGUGUUUUCAUGAAUGCUUAAAAGUUGAAUUUCCCCCAAAAGGUCUCGGUGCCGUCGGUCCUCGCAGGUUGAACAUCACCGGACUCAAUGUUUACCAUUGAGUUCAGGUGUUGGACACUACAGAGCUGUCUGCUGUGGAAAGUUUAAUUUUGUCUCGGUUUCCUGAACUGUGAUGACUGAUGACCGAACUCUGUCCCUCUUCCAACCCUUUGCAUCACGAGAGAGGAUUCUGCACCUUCAUUACAUUUGUACAUUGUUGUGCAUCACACAGUUGCUUCAAUGUGUCUCAUAGAAGAGAUGUGCUGUACUGCUAUAAUAAAGCUAAUGGUCUGAGAAAAGCCUGUUGUAUAGAAACCACUAAAGAAACGGCACUCAGUGCUUUCUCUCCAUCUAGAUUUGAAUAUAUGAAAACACAUUUUGUUCAUCUUCAUUUAGAUACAAAUAUAAUGCAGUCAAAACACUUACCUGCCUCGACAAAGAAAAUAAACACCACAAAGAUGGGAUUAUUGUUUUUGCAGAGCUGUUGUAUUAGAUUAGAUUUAAAGUUGCUGUGUAUUAAAUAAACGAGCCUGCAUUUUACUUUUGAAUAAAUCUAUUAGCAAUUUCUUUCAAA
This is a messenger RNA of Anarrhichthys ocellatus (wolf-eel), 2918 nucleotides long. RefSeq names its product DnaJ heat shock protein family (Hsp40) member A3a (gene dnaja3a). The transcript has 12 exons. The record is from RefSeq and is a predicted model, not a curated record. Gene Ontology annotation, biological process: response to heat; protein folding; negative regulation of apoptotic process. Gene Ontology annotation, cellular component: mitochondrion. NCBI's taxonomy places the organism in Eukaryota, Metazoa, Chordata, Actinopteri, Perciformes, Anarhichadidae. Gene Ontology annotation, molecular function: protein kinase binding; ATP binding; heat shock protein binding. Bases 339 to 1814 code for a protein of 491 amino acids.